Molecule: messenger RNA, 2993 nt
Organism: Leptonychotes weddellii (Weddell seal)
Lineage: Eukaryota; Metazoa; Chordata; Mammalia; Carnivora; Phocidae
Gene: MSI1
Product: musashi RNA binding protein 1
Biological process (GO): regulation of translation; central nervous system development
Cellular component (GO): cytoplasm
Molecular function (GO): mRNA binding
Source: RefSeq, a predicted model, not a curated record
GGGACCCGCCGGCGGCAGCGCCAACUCCGCUCGCACCUGCGGCUCAAACUUUUGUGAGGCGGCUCCGGGAGCGGCGGGAACCCGGCCGGAGCCGUCCCCCCUCCAGCCCAGCUCGGCCCUCGGCUUCCUGGAGCCCCCGUGGGCGCCAGAAGGCUCCACGGGAGCUGGAAGGGCUGCGCGAAUACUUCGGCCAGUUCGGGGAGGUGAAGGAGUGUCUGGUGAUGCGGGACCCUCUGACCAAGAGAUCCAGGGGUUUCGGCUUCGUCACUUUCAUGGACCAGGCGGGGGUGGAUAAAGUGCUGGCGCAGUCGCGGCACGAGCUCGACUCCAAAACAAUUGAUCCCAAGGUGGCCUUUCCUCGGCGAGCACAGCCUAAGAUGGUGACUCGAACGAAGAAGAUCUUUGUGGGGGGGCUAUCAGUGAACACCACGGUGGAGGACGUGAAGCAGUAUUUUGAGCAGUUUGGGAAGGUGGACGAUGCCAUGUUGAUGUUUGACAAAACCACCAACCGGCACCGAGGGUUCGGGUUUGUCACGUUCGAGAGUGAGGACAUCGUGGAGAAAGUGUGUGAAAUACACUUCCAUGAAAUCAACAACAAAAUGGUGGAAUGUAAGAAAGCUCAGCCAAAAGAGGUGAUGUCGCCGACGGGCUCAGCCCGGGGGAGGUCUCGAGUCAUGCCCUAUGGGAUGGACGCCUUCAUGCUGGGCAUUGGCAUGCUGGGUUACCCCGGUUUCCAGGCCACAACCUAUGCCAGCCGGAGUUAUACAGGCCUUGCCCCUGGCUACACCUACCAAUUCCCUGAAUUCCGUGUAGAGCGGACCCCUCUCCCGAGCGCCCCAGUCCUCCCCGAGCUUACAGCCAUUCCCCUCACUGCCUACGGACCAAUGGCGGCGGCAGCGGCGGCAGCAGCUGUGGUUCGAGGGACAGGCUCUCACCCCUGGACGAUGGCUCCCCCUCCAGGUUCAACUCCCAGCCGCACAGGGGGCUUCCUGGGGACCACAAGCCCCGGCCCCAUGGCCGAGCUCUAUGGGGCAGCCAACCAGGACUCGGGGGUCAGCAGUUACAUCAGCGCUGCCAGCCCCGCCCCCAGCACCGGCUUCGGCCACAGUCUUGGGGGCCCUUUGAUUGCCACAGCUUUCACCAAUGGGUACCACUGAAGCAGGAAUCAGGUGGCAGGAGCGCCCCAGCCUGCAGCUGACUGAGGACCACAGUGAGCCAGCGAGGGGGCGGGGACACCUCAGCCGCAGCCGCCGCCCCCUCCCCCGCAGCGACUCGGACCGCUACUGCCUGCCCCCAACUCCCCGGGCCCGGCCCCUGCCCUGCUGCCCCCGGACAGCGUCUGGCUCCCCUACUAACCUCCCUCUCUUCCGCCCUUGGCCCCCCUCCCCCACCUGCCCCUCCCCUCCCGCUUUUAUUUAUUUUGGAUUAGCCGGUUGGCCCCCACGCCCUGGUUCUCCCCUCUCAGGUCUGCACCCCUCCCUCCCUGCCGCACCCCCAUAGGACCCUCCCCCCCCCAGAAGGCUUUUGUAUUUGUGCAUAGCUAGAGUGAGGGCGGAGGGGGUCUGCUACAGGCCGCAAGCCCUAUGCUUGUUUUUUAUUCUGAUUUCCCCUCCUUUUCUCUUUCUUUUUUUCUUUUUUCUUUUUUUUUUUUUUUUUUAAGAAACCGUUUUUUAAACUAUUUCUAGGUUUGUGAAUGUGAAGCCCCAGGCCGCAGGGGGCAAGGGGCCAGGUGCCCCCCCACCAGCUGAGAACAAAAUGUCUAUGUGGGUGUGGGCCCCUGGCCACCUCCCUCCAGCCCUGGAAAGGACAGGGUUGCAGCCAGGCCAAGCCCCUGGAACCAUCCCGUCCUGUAUCAUAUGUAAAUACUGUGAGGUGAAGCCCCUACCCCUCUGUAAGACCCCUUAGGGGUGAGGGCAUCGCCUCACCCCACCUGGCAAAGGUGUCCCCCUGUGUUUCUGUCUCCUCCUCAGACACCGUUACUGUAAGCUUGCAGGCCUCAACUGUGGCCAAGGCAAGCCCGCUCGCUCAGGCCCUAGGGGUCAAGGCCUUGGGCCUGCUCACCCCAGAAACCCAGCAUGGGGCCAAAGGGUGAGGAAAGAGAAGGGCUCGCCCCGGAGCCACUGCUGGAAAGGAAUUAACUCUCCAAAGGUCUCCCCCUGCCCCCUACCUAGGUCAGGCCUUCAUGGUUUCUGCUCUGAGCCCCCCAUGAGCGGGCAUCAAGGGGGUACUUUGGGAAGGGGUGGACCCCAGGGGAAAGCAAAGGGCUUCUCAGGGAACCCCCACAUUCUCUCACUGAAGUUCCCCACCAGGAUGGUCCCACGGCAGAGCCCCUUGGCAGCCCCGAGCCCCCAAGCCCCCUUCAAAGGAAAAAGAGGCUCAGGGUCUGACUCUUCAUGAACAGUGAGUGACCUGGCUGGCAUGGCAGGGCUGAGGCCCACCUACCUGCUGUUGUCCCCCUCUCUGUGUCCCUCUCCCCCAGGUCUGAGGCUGGGGACCUAAGCUCUCUCCCCCAUCAUAGUUCCCAUCCCUGAAAACCCCCUUUGGAGAGUUAAUUGUCUGUGUGAGGUGCUUAACCUAUUAGCCCUGAGAACACAAAGCAAUAAUCUUUGUUACUGAGAUGCGCGGCUGUUCGUGGUUUUGUUUUGUUUUCUUGUUUUUUUUUUUUUUAAUGUUUCCUAAUAAAAGAGAAGCUGCAUUUUAUUGGUUUUUAUUUUUAAUUUUCUACACGUUUGAGCUGAGUCAUGAGAGACUCAGCUUCCUUCUCCUCCCCUUCUUGUGACCCCCGUCCCACCCCCACUGAGCCCACCCAUGGGCUCAGGGCCCUGGAAUUCCGUUUUCUGAUUUGUUUGGGGAAUUUUUUAAAAAGAUGUUACACGGUGUUUUGAAGCCAGCAAGUUACCACCCUCCGGUGUCUCUUCUCUCCACAUCUGUAACUUCUUUUUCCAGGUUUUAUUUUCAGUUUUAAAUUCCUAAUAAAUUAUUUGAAAACGGUG